CUGACUGAGCGGAGAGAUGAGGGAAAGUGGGAUAAAACUGCUUCACCAGUCGUACAGAUAGUUCAUACACACGGCAGCGGAGGGUUUAGCCUGACACGCUAUUAAAAAAUUUGAUAUUCAGCCAGUCAGCUCUUAGUCAUCCUGAGAGGAGGAAGUCGAAAGUGUGCUCUACAUAGAUAGAUAUUUGCAAAAUAUUUGCAAAAUGGCCCUAAUCAGGAACAUUUUGUUCCUCCUCGUUGUUGCUGAAACAACCCUCGCUUUUCCAGCCUUGGAAAGCUACUUGAACGAAUUUGGGACGGAAGUACGAGAAAAACGGGACGUUUUGAAGGGGAAGAAUCAUGACUUGAUCAGAUCAAAGCGCUACAUUGGCCGAGUUCCUGUCGCUUAUAUGAAGAAAGCCCUGAAUCUGCAGCCGUAUGGGGAUGUAGAAGAUGAGAAUUCCGCCGUUGGAAAGUUUGGGCGUCCAAAGCCCAUGUCACACUUCAGAGAACUCGUUCCGAACAAUUAUCCGGAACAACAGGAGCCGCACCACUACGGGCACAACAACCUUGACACGAGCAACUUGACGGAUGAGGAGAUCCAAACCCUCCUCCUCAUGUUGGACGGGUAUGAGCUCAACAGCAACAGCGAAGGACAAACCCGACCGAGACACCUGUACAAUGGCGUCGGGAAACGUGAGACAGGUAAAAGAUCGCUCGUCAAUUAUGAGCAGCCGAUGAGUUUCGACAACUCGCUGAUCCCAGGAGCUGACAAAUUGGAAUUUCUCGGAACCAACAACAAGCGCAGCGGGGGCGUCAAGAGUCUCUCGAAACCAGCAACCUUCCGAGUGAAGAAGGAGACGGACCCUGCCGUUUUUGCCAAUCUGGGCAGAGUUUUCUCCGAUGACGACAACGCCAAGCUCCCCGGGGGCAACUUGGUACCAGAAAAGACCAAGAAAUCUGUCGACUGGUCCAACUAUUUGGGAAUUGAUAAACGAGCCAAGCAGGAUGAAUACCAGGGCCAACCGAUUUAUGCAGAUUCAGCAGUACCACCACAGACUAAAAGCCCCCCAUCCACCACGGCUUCGUCCAACCCGAAUAAUAAACCGGUGAAAGCACCCCAAAUGCCAAAUGCGAAAUUGCUUGCAGUGCCCAGCACCACCUCCGCAAAAGGAAAAGAUUCCGGUAAGAAGGACUUGGAACGUAAGGAAAAUGAAACGCUGAACAAAGAAGACGACAGAAAAUGGGUUUUGGAAGAAUUCUACAAGAACUUUGCAAUGAUGACGAACGUCAAAAGGAAGCGAGAAACGGCAUUUGUGCCAUCUGGAACAUCCAACGAUUUGGACGGGCUGAACGACUUGGAGCAUAAGAUGACGCAGGUGGGUGAUAAAAUCAUUUGGGACGCGGUUAAGUACACAGGCGCUCAUCGAGAUCAGACGAUUUCACCAAGCGAGUUGGCUAAAGUGAAAGCAAACAUUUUGAAACAGUUGGAGACAGUGUACAGCUUGGAGAAAGUUCGCCGGGAGAUUGAUGAAGUCCGUGAGAAACUUGCACGGCUGACAAAAAGCCCGAUGGAUUUGCUAGCCUAAAAGAAGCACCACCCGAAUUGUAUGUAUCUAAUCAAAGCAGUAAGAAGACCACUGUUUGAAAAAAAUUACAGCUAAAGUCCACAAUUCGCUAAAUAUAUAAUAUUGAUGAAACAGUAUUAAUAUGUAUGUAAAAAAAGGUCUAAUCUGUUCCAAAAAAAUGUAAUAAUGAGAGAUUGAAUCUCAAAGAAGAAGAGCGAUAAUCAUCAGAACUUAUACGACGACGACGACGACGACGACGUAGUAAAUGUCAAUCGUAGCUACAAAUAUAUAUCGUGUUCUAGUAUUAGUAAAUUGUAAUGAAAUUACGAAAAUUAAGUAUUAAUUAAUCUCCUCUAAUUGUUACGAUAUACAACUAAAUAUAUGAACGAGAUUGAUUGAGUGUGAUUUACUUAUGGUGUACCUGCAACAGGCUCCCAACCUAUACUUACAUACACUAUAUGUAAAUAUAUACUGAUUUGAAUUACAUAUUAUUGCUUGUGUGAAUUUUUGUAAUUCGUCGAGAUGGAACGGACAAUAAAAAAAUAAAUUCUUUGUUAA
Folsomia candida is the source of this 2104-nucleotide messenger RNA. RefSeq lists its product as uncharacterized. The coding region runs from base 203 to 1567 and encodes 454 amino acids. The record is from RefSeq and is a predicted model, not a curated record. The transcript is spliced from 5 exons. NCBI's taxonomy places the organism in Eukaryota, Metazoa, Arthropoda, Collembola, Entomobryomorpha, Isotomidae.